This is a messenger RNA of Alosa sapidissima (American shad), 6253 nucleotides long. RefSeq names its product junction mediating and regulatory protein, p53 cofactor (gene jmy). Gene Ontology annotation, molecular function: actin binding; Arp2/3 complex binding; transcription coactivator activity. Gene Ontology annotation, biological process: Arp2/3 complex-mediated actin nucleation; positive regulation of apoptotic process; 'de novo' actin filament nucleation. The transcript has 10 exons. NCBI's taxonomy places the organism in Eukaryota, Metazoa, Chordata, Actinopteri, Clupeiformes, Clupeidae. Gene Ontology annotation, cellular component: cytoplasm; nucleus. The coding region runs from base 849 to 3560 and encodes 903 amino acids. The record is from RefSeq and is a predicted model, not a curated record.
GCCGCUUGCCUUCAUUAGCGUCAUCAGCAGCGACUGACUCGCCAUCCCUAGACCACCGAGAAGUAUGGAUUAUCCAUCGAAAAACCAAAGAAAAUUAAUAUGAGAUUGCGUCGUUAUCCGUAAAAUUGCGUCGAUUAAAGCUACCUUGAUAGCGUUAUUAGUUUCGGUUACAUGCGGUCUUACUAAAUGAGUCGUUGACGGAAAAUCAGCCAUCCCUUUCCACCACGAAGUUACCACUUUCAUGGAUUUACAGCAUAGGCAGCAAACACUCGUGUCCUUGUAAACAGACCCUCACGGAGCUGCGACUCAGCGUUGUUCGUAGAGUACAAAAGAGCUAACGCAGUGCCUUCGAACAUUAAUUUAAACUAACGAGUGAGCUUCAACAAUGGCGGAAAGUAAGGGCGUUUGCUGUCGGGCAAGGGAAAGUUUCAAUGUCGAUAAAGAAAAAACAACGAAAUUAAAAACCAGGUGCAUGUUUUUGUCGAUGCGUGUGAAGGAUUUAAUGUUAACAUUUACUGUAGCUAGCAGAUAGGAAGCUAACGUAUCAUAGCUUGCAACUCGCCUAGCAUAUCGACGUCCCACUAAAUUGUUAAUUAUGAUGAUCCUUUGAAUUAAAAGACGGCCUUAACGUUAUACCUACAAACUAACCGUUCAUUUUUCCAUCGGGGUAUCUGAAUCGUAAAUAAUAACUUGAGUAAAUGGUGCAAAUCUAGUUAACGAAAUGAGAUAGCUAGCGUGCUAAUUUAAGUAUUUUGAUAGUUUUAACCACUGGAUGUGACUGGAAUAGGUAUAACGUUCAUAGGUUAGCAGUUUUCCGCGCUAACGUUAAUAAGUCUGUGUUAGAUCAAAUGUCAUUCGCUAUGGAAGAUUCUUUAGAGUCUGGUUGGGUCUCUGUGCGCCCAAAUGUCUUUGAUGAGAAGGAAAAGCACAAAUUCGUUUUUAUUGUCGCCUGGAAUGAUAUUGAAGGAAAGUUUGCCAUUACAUGUCAUAAUAGAACUAUUCAGAAGAGGACUGCAGUGAGAGAUUCUCUCGUUGAAGCUGCCGAGAGCGAAUUCGUUUCCGCAAAGGGUGAGAAAAAGAAACCAGCAUCAGAUAAACAGAAGUCUUCACUCAAAAGUCACUCGACAGACCGAACGGAUAUAUGUAUCCCCACAAUUUCAGGGGAGAUCCCGGUGAAGGGACUAAAUGUUACCAAGAGACAUAUUACGGGGAAAACUGUGGAGACGAGGCCAGUAAGAAGUUAUACGAAUGGAAGGCUACUAUUACCUGUAGACAACACUAAAGUUUCUGAUAUUGAAGUAAUUGACCCAUCCACCCUAAUUGGUGACACUGACAACGCAGGGGGUUUGGAGGAUUUAGACUGUUUUUUAAGGCAGGAUUUCAGCUGGGCCAGCUUGUUCUCAUUUCAAGACAUGCGAACCGUUCACCUGCAACUCUGUGCGGUCAACUCUGACUUGGAACCGUGUUUACCCCCUUUCCCCGAGGAACAUUCAGGAAUGUGGACUGUGCUGUUCGGGGUCCCAGAGCUCACCCAACGAGAGACUGAGAUUCUAUGCUACCAGCUGCAGGUCUACUUAGGUCAUGCCCUAGAUACCUGUGGGUGGAAGAUCCUCUCACAGGUGCUGUUCGCGGAUGGUGACUCGGAAGAGUACUAUGAGAGUUUGAGUGAGCUUCGUCAAACUGGCUACGAGGAAGCGCUUCACAGAGCCAAGAGACGCUUGCAUGAGCUGUUAGAGAGGCAGCGCAGCAUGGAGAGCAUGGUGGAGCUGCUUGAUCUGUAUACUCAGCAGGAUGAAGCAUAUGGAGACCUUGUGGAGGCCACCACUGAAUUAUAUCACUACCUGCUCCAACCCUUCAGAGACAUGAGGGAGCUGGCUAUGCUACGCCGACAGCAGAUCAAGAUAUCCCUUGAGACAGAGUACCUCGGCCCACGACGUGUGGAGGGGUUGAAGCAUGAGGAUGAAGACUGGCAAAAGAAGGCUCACACCGCUGCUCUCUCCAUUCAGGACCUUACGGUCAAGUACUUUGAGACUACAGCUCGAGCACAGAAAUUGAUGUACGAGCGUAUGAAGGUUGACCAGCGUAAGUUUGGCAAAGCUGCAUGGACUGCAGCUGUGGAGCGCAUGGAGAAGCUCCAGUAUGCUGUAUCUAAGGAGACACUGCAGCUGAUGAGGGCCAAAGAGAUAUGCCUGGAGCAGAAGAAGCAUGGUCUUUGUGAAGAGAUGCAGGCUCUUCAGGAUGGGGAAGAUGCAAUGAAACACUUGGACCACCUGGAGGCACUGUAUUAUGAACUGCAGCUGCAGCUUUAUGAGAUUCAGUUUGAGAUCCUGAAGUAUGAGGAACUGCUGCUUUCUGCACAGCUACAAAGUCUGCGUAGACAGAUGAUGGAGAGGCAGGAUGAGGUGGUAUAUUAUGAUGCGUAUGAGAGUCCAGAUGCCAUGCAGGCCACUGAUGACACUGCAUCCCUUGCCCCCCCGCUUAGAGAUGAGAUCGCUAAACUUCAACAGAAGACCCGGCAACUGGAGGCCAUAAGGGGGCGCAUUACCGCUAAAAAAGCCUAUCUCAGAAACAAAAAGGAAAUCUGUGUCAUCAAUCACAACCAGAAGAUCCAGCAUCGCAGAAAUGAAGUCAGUGGCGACUCGCAGCAUGGUCUUCACCAGAAUGAAGAGGAGGAGGAGCUCAGGAACUCAAGAGUUAGACAGGAGAGACAGAAGACCCUGGACCGCCUACGUAGCUUCAAGCAGCGCUACCCUGGUCAGGUCACCCUGAAGUCCCAGAGGCUGCGAUUGGCUCACAAUAGGAAGAAAUGUGGAGCCAUCCAGUCCAUGACUUCAACAGAAAAGCAGCUGCAUACACAGAUGAUGACACAGACACAGGUGGCCAGUGUGCAGACAGAUGACUGUGACACCUCCAUGGUCCCUCCAGAAGGGUCUGCAGGCAGUUUAGUCUGUUUCUCGUUACCUGCUGACGGAGCUAAGCCCGUCCUCUCUGCCCCUUGCUCUUUGCACCCAAACAUGGCCACUGCCUUUGUUCUGCCUUCCUCCCCUCCACCACCACCACCACCUCCACCACCCUUUUGUGAUGAUAUUGGCAGUAAGGGGCUUACAGAUGCCGUCAGCCCCAAGCAGCAGCCCUCCGCAGCCUCCCCCUCACCUCAUGGGUCUUUUAGUGCCCGGUUUGACAGUAGUCAACUUCUCAGUGCCCGUCGUAAACUCAGGAAGACCACGUCAUUGGAGUCAUCCCAGUGGAGAAGAGUAGCAAGCUCUCCAAUGGAUGAGGUGCUGGCAUCCCUGAAACGUGGUAGCUUCCACCUACGCAAAGCAGAGCUGCGCGUGAUGGCACCUGACCCAAACACAGAUGACGGCAGCAACAUUCUGGCCCAAAUCCGCAAAGGUGUCAAACUGAGGAAGGUGCCACCACAUGGGGGCCGCAGUCUGCCCCCUGACACCUGUGACCCCUUAACUCGUAGUAUUCAUGAAGCCCUGCGUCGUAUCAAAGAAGCUUCCCCUGAGUCAGAGUCUGAGGAUGAGGGACCUCCCUGCACAGAUUGGGAGAGCUAGGUCAUGCAGACAUUUAUACUUCUCACACACAAAUAUGGAAAGACAUACAUACAUUAUAAAAUGUAAAUGUGUAUAGGCUACACUUAUGACUAAGGUUUGGUCACUUGUUUGAAACGUCCACACAGACCCAUUAGUCAACACACACAUCUUCCCUCUAUGUCUGAGAUUUCAUAUCUGGCAUGUGUAUAAAUUAGUUUACCAAACCUGGAAAUAAUUGGGUCCUUUAAAAGUGUAGCUUAUUCAAUAAUCAUAGCACAUAUAAAGAACUUAUAACACCUUGUAAAAAGCUUCUUAUGCAUUCCAACCCUGUGCCUCUGUCCAUAUCAUAGCAAAUAUGUUUUUUGCAUUCAUAUAAUGUUGACCAAGGCAAGUGAUUAUCUGUACUGCAGUAUAUGUGUAAUAACUGUGUAAUGUGUUUUCACUUUGUGCUUCUUUCCGGCUGUUUAGAAAGACUCAGAAAGAAGUCUGUUUUGUCUCCUCCUGCGUCCGUGAGUUAAGACAUUACGAGAAAGGGAGACUUUUUAAAUUGUAUUAAAAUUACUUUUUAUUUCUCUUACUGGGUGAGGCCCAAGAAAAUGUCCCCCGUAAACUGUGUAGUACUGCCACCUACAGUAAAAAAGUCUCUCUUACAGUAUCUUGUGUAAUGGUUCUGAAUGGACAUUAACAACAACAAUGUUAUUGUGUUUCACUAUUGUUAUUUUUAAAAAGAAAACAAAUGUCCCAGUGGUGAGGCAGUGCAUUUCAUUCCUGUUCUUCCCAAUGAUCUGGUGGGCCAAAUUCAGAUUAACUCCAUAUUAGGAAUACCUGAUUACUUCCAAAGGUUUUGACCAGUAAGGUUUCAUAUCUGUCAACAUGCAAGACUACUGUAGAAAGUGUGUUCUUGCAUUCUAAGCAUGUUUUCAAAAACAAAACACAAAAAAUGCUCGUUAAGCAAUCUCAGCGUGAGCUAUUGCUUAAUGAGAGUGAUGAGUUGCCAUGGACCCUGUAUGUCUCAAGAAAUCUUGAACUGAACAUUAAGGUUUCAUUCCAGUCAACAUGCAAAAUUCUACUGUAGAUAGUGUGUUGUUGCACUCUAAGCAUGCUAGUACUGGGAAAUGCAAAAUCACUUAGGCUAAUAUGCCACCUCCCAUAGAUUUAGCGCUCAUAGCAACACACUACACUGUUACAUCUGUAGGAUUAAUGGAUUGUCAUACCGUACUGAACUCGGCUUGUUUCAUUUUUUCACAUGUAUAGUGUUUUUGUAAUCUUUUGUUAUUUCUUUCAAUGUUGACAUAACCAUGUUGAUUCUACACUCUAUGCAUUAUCUUAUUUUGUAGUAUAUUCUACUGGCAUACAAAAAAAGGCUGAAAAACUAAGAUGUCAAUCUUGUAUUCAUGACCUGUAUUUAGACCCACUGUGUUCUCAACUCAAGUCUUGGUUUAUGGACAAAAAAACGUUUGCAGCCUAAUAGCUCAUGUAUGCAGUACUUUGAAUGGAUAUUGAUGUGAAAGGGGCACACAUGAUUUGGGUAUAUGUACACAAACACAUUUAUUAUGGACCUUGAUUAUUUUUACAAGCAUGAGUUCUAAGCCAAAGCAAUUACUGAUUUGCUGUCCUCUCCAUUGAUCUACAUGUUUUUCUAACUAGCCCACUAAGGCUAAAAAUGGGUUGAACCAAAAUGUUAACCAUUUAUUAUUAAUUUAUUUCCUGAAAUCAGUCAUCCUCCCUACAUCACCUUCAUUGUCAGUGUACCAUGAGAUAGUUCUGAACAACUACAGCUAGCAGUCCUUUGCCUUACUAAGUGAUGUAAUUUGGAAAAUGUUAUAUAUUUUUUUUCAUUGGUUUAUGUCAAGGGUUCUCAGAUUAAUUUUGUAUGACCGCAUGCUAUGCAAAGGGCUGGAGGGUAGUUUUUGCCUUUAUUCAGACAGGACCGUGACUAGAGUGACUGGAUGUGAGUGGGAGAGAGAUGGGGUAGGAUUGGAAUAUGAACUGGGUUGGAUUUGAACCUGGGUACCUGUCGACACUUGGACUCACUGCAGCAUCUUGCACAGUGUAGUCACUCUUCAGCUCAAUUAGCUGUUCCUGUAUUCCUGUAGAUAGAUACUUUUAUUGUGCACUGCAGACAAAUGGGUCUAAAACACUUGGUGUCAUCAUUCUGACAGACAUUUUGUUGCAUUUUGUGAGUGAGAUGUCCGCGACUUCGCACUCCACUUGUGUCACCCACUAGGUACUGUACAGUAGCUAACUGCAAAAGACCGAUUGAUUGAGAGGAUGCAAAAUGGCUAUUGCUUGAGCUCAGAGCUUGUACUAAGACCCCAGCAAGUAUUAAAGGCCUCUCAUGGACUAGCCAGGGAGUAAGAAACAAGCUUAAUAUUUUACUUCUGUGCCCCGUAAGCAUCUAUGUGGCUGACUUUUGGAUUACGUUGUUCUCUGUAAUAUUUUGGCCUUUGUCUGUAAACUUAUUUUUCCUUAUAACUGUUACAACUGGUUUGCAGCCAACACUACACUUAAACUUAGUUUCAAGAGGUCACUACAUAUGUGCAAUACUAUAUUAUGAAAACUGAAAACCUUUAUUUCAUGUGUAUUUGAAGUUCAACAUAAAGUUCGAGGUCCAUUUGCAUGAUCGCUUAAACUACAUAUAUAUUUAUGAAGACUUAAUAUAGAAAAAAAUGUAUAGCAAUACUAUCCUGAUAUAAAAUGCUUUUUCAAACUUC